GUUGAUUUUUUUGCACGUCCACUAAUAUCUUUAUGUGAACUUUUUUUUUAUAUUAUUCUCUUGACCAGUUAACUUGGCCAGCAAAAAUCGAAACUUUGUCAUCGGCUCCAGAAGAGAAAUAUGGGGCCCAGGCUAGAAACAGAAAAAAAAAUUUUUUUUCUUAGAAACCAUUUCGCAUGUCUUCCACUAACAACAUCGUUUCUUCUUCCUCUGCAGUUAGCACUAGCAGGAAACGCACUCGUGACGAAGUAGAGAGCACUCCCAACGUUAACGAGGUGUCAUCGAGUACUCAAUCCGAUCCAAACGAGUACCGUGGCAGGCUAGUGCCUUUCAAACCAGUGUCCACGGAAAACCUGUUAAGUGUAUAUAGUAAACUUUUCCUGGAUCCGUACCAGUGUUCAAUCCGCGGGCGGUCUGACCCUUUGCCAGCCGAGUAUCAGGACGGGGAUGAAGUCUAUCCUCGAGAAUGGUUGGUACUCGAGGGUCAAGAGGCAAGGACACCCAAGGGCCAUGUGCUAAAGCGUGAAGGCUUCACGCUAUUCCGUCUGCAUGAGCCAUCGUUGUUCAAGCAGUUGGAGAAGCUCAAGCUUCGGCUGGUCUCGGAGGAGGAUUGGGAGACCGCCAAAAAAGCAAGGGCUACUCUGCAACAACAACAUAGAGUGGCUGAGGCGCCUGUGGUUGCAAGCACCACAGAGUCAAUGCAG
Molecule: messenger RNA, 704 nt
Organism: Lobosporangium transversale
Lineage: Eukaryota; Fungi; Mortierellomycota; Mortierellomycetes; Mortierellales; Mortierellaceae
Exons: 2
Source: RefSeq, a predicted model, not a curated record